This is a messenger RNA of Phyllotreta striolata, 9314 nucleotides long. Lineage: Eukaryota; Metazoa; Arthropoda; Insecta; Coleoptera; Chrysomelidae. The record is from the annotation of a GenBank genome assembly.
AUGUGUUUUGUCCAUAAGAAAUUCUUAUUCUCUGAGGUCGUAUGUGAAGAAUUGAAUGUAAUGGCUGAUCCAGAUCCGGAGACGUUGUUGGAAUGGUUAAACAGCGGCCUGGGCGAUGAGCGGGAUAUGCAGCUCAUCGCCCUCGAGCAACUCUGUAUGUUACUGUUGAUGUCAGACAAUGUCGACAGAUGCUUCGAGAGUUGCCCGCCGAGGACUUUUCUGCCCGCCCUUUGUCGUAUCUUUCUGGACGAACAGGCGCCCGAGAACGUAUUGGAAGUGACCGCAAGAGCUAUCACCUACUAUUUGGACGUUUCGGCGGAAUGUACAAGAAGAAUUGUUGCCAUCGAAGGGGCCGUUAAAGCCAUUUGUAACCGACUCGUCGUUGCGGAACUAUCGUCGAGGACCAGCAAGGAUUUGGCCGAGCAAUGCGUUAAGGUGCUUGAAUUGAUAUGUACGAGAGAAGCCGGAGCCGUAUUCGACGCGAGCGGUUUGAGUUGCAUAUUGCCCUUCAUCCGCGACAACGGCCAGCGGGUCCACAAAGACACGCUGCAUUCGGCGAUGGCCGUCGUCUCCAGGCUGUGCACGAAGAUGGAACCGGCCGACGCCCAAUUGCCCACGUGCGUGUCCGCCCUCAGCACGCUGUUGCACCACGAGGACGCGCACGUCGCCGACGGGGCGCUGCGCUGCUUCGCCUCCGUCGCCGAUCGGUUCACCAGGCGAGGGGUCGAUCCGGCGCCGUUGGCGCAACACGGUUUGGUCAACGAGUUACUGAGUAGACUUUCGAACGCUGCUGGACCAGCUACAGCAAGCGGCAGUCAAACUACACCAGGCAAAACACCGUCAACGAGUAACCCGACAACGGCUACGCCCGAUUCUAAAGCCAACGCCGCGUCAAUUUCGACUAUAAUAAGUCUAUUGUCGACGUUGUGUAGGGGUUCUCCUUCAAUUACGCACGACUUGCUGCGCUCCGAAUUGCUCGACGCCAUCGAAAAAUCCCUCAAGGGAGACGAACGCUGCGUUUUGGACUCGAUGCGACUGGUAGAUCUGCUGUUGGUGCUCCUGUUCGAAGGCCGAAGGGCCUUGGGCAAAUCCGCAUCGUCGUCUUCGGGUCAACUGAUGCCGCGCAUGCGUCGCAUGGACUCGGCCGCCGAGAAGUCCCACCGCCAACUGAUCGACUGCAUUCGCUCGAAGGACACCGACGCGCUCAUCGAGGCCAUCGAGAACGGCGGCGUCGAGGUGAAUUUCAUGGACGACGUCGGCCAAACGUUGCUCAAUUGGGCGUCCGCUUUCGGCACGCACGAAAUGGUGGAGUACCUGUGCGAAAAGGGCGCCGACGUGAACAAGGGCCAGCGCAGCUCGUCGUUGCACUACGCCGCCUGCUUCGGGCGGCCGGCCAUCGCCAAGGUGUUGCUGCGCCACGGCGCCAAUCCCGAUUUGCGCGACGAGGACGGCAAGACGCCGUUGGACAAGGCGAGAGAGCGCGCCGACGAGGGACACCGCGAGGUGGCGGCCAUCUUGCAGAGUCCCGGCGAGUGGAUGAUACCCGUCGAUAAGGAGAGGAACAGGAAAUCGGAGUCGGAGGUCGAGGAUAACAUCGAGCCCAGAGGCGAUCCGGAGAUGGCGCCGAUUUACCUGCAACGUUUGCUGCCGGUGUUUUGUACGACGCUACAAUCGACGAUGUUGCCGAGCGUGAGGAAGGCCAGUUUGGGUUUGAUUCGAAAAAUGGUGCAUUACAUUCAGCCGAACCUGUUGGAAGAGCUGUGUUUGAUCGAGGCUAAUCCGAACUUCGGAACGCAGAUUGUCGAAGUCAUUGCUACAGUUUUAGAUAAUGAAGACGACGAAGAUGGACACUCUGUGGUAUUGCUGAUCAUACAAGAUUUAAUGGCGAAGUCGCAAGAGGUGUUUUUGGAUCAUUUUGCUAGAUUGGGCAUUUUUACGAAGGUGCAAACGCUUGCCGGUCCGCCUGAAGCGCAAGAAAACGAAGAAGCCGACUCCAACACUGAAGAAACAUCCGAGGUGGUUCAAAUCGAAGACGCGAAGGAAAUACUGCCGGGUAAAGCAUACCACUGGCGCGAUUGGUCAAUCUGCAGAGGCAGAGAUUGCCUGUACAUUUGGUCGGACGCCGCGGCUUUGGAGCUUUCCAACGGCUCGAACGGUUGGUUUAGAUUCAUAUUGGACGGAAAAUUGGCGACGAUGUACUCGAGCGGCUCGCCCGAAGGAGGAGCCGAUACGUCCGAAAACCGCGGAGAAUUUUUGGAGAAGUUGCAAAGGGCCAGAUCGGCCGUGCGGUGCGUCAACAAUUCCACGCCCGUUCUUUCGAAGCCCGGCCCCUCCAGAUUGGUGGUAGGAAACUGGUCGUUGACGUCCAGGAAAGACGCCGAAAUCCACAUACACAACUCCGACGGUCAACAACAAACGACCAUCCUCAGGGAGGAUUUACCCGGUUUCAUUUUCGAAUCGAACCGCGGAACCAAGCAUUCUUUUAUCGCAGAAACCUAUUUAGGUCCGGAAUUCUCCGCUGGAUGGAUAAACAAAAAAGGAAAGCGCAUGCGAUCGAAGUUGGAGGCUACCAAGAUGAAAGUGAAAUAUCUAGCUCAUCAAAUCUACGAACAAUACUUCAGAGUGGCCCAAGCUCAACCGAGAGGCAUCGUCGCCAAAUUGGGCAACAUCGUCGCCCAAAUCGAACGCGCUUGCCAAAAGCAAUGCUCCUACGGCAACAACCGCGAGGGCGGCAAUUCCUGGAAGGAAAUCCUCCACAACGCGCUCGACGAAUUGACGCAAGUCCUGAAGGAAGACGGCGUCGUCUCGGCCUACGAACUCCACAGUUCCGGCUUGGUGCAAGCAUUGCUCUCGCUGUUAUCUACCAGCUACUGGGAACAAGGCUUAAAGUCCAGCAAAAUGAACAAAUAUCAGAAACAAAGAGUCCAGGUGUUUAAGCAAUGUUUCAGAAACAAAGCCAACGAAGACAAGUCCCCCUGUUUGAUAUUAGUUCACAAAUUGAUAGCCGUUCUCGAGAGCAUCGAAAAACUGCCCGUACAUUUGUACGAUACCCCGGGCACCGGAUACGGCCUCCAAAUCCUCACCAGACGAUUGAGAUUCAGAUUGGAAAAAGCCGCCGGCGAAAGCACUUUGAUCGACAGGUCCGGCAGAAGCCUAAAAAUGGAACCGCUCGCGACCGUCGCCCAAUUGGAGAGGUACCUGCUAAAAAUGGUCGCCAAGCAAUGGUACGAUUACGACCGAACCACCUUCCAAUUCCUGAAGAAACUGCGCGACUCGAAAUUCCAAUCGUUCAAGCACACCCACGACUUUGACGAGAACGGUUUGAUCUAUUUCAUCGGCACCAACGGCAAGACCAGUUCGGAAUGGGUGAAUCCCGGCCAGUACGGCUUAGUAACGGUCACCAGUUCGGAUUCCCGUAAUUUACCGUACGGUCGCGUCGAGGACAUCCUCUCCAGAGAUUCGUCGGCGCUGAAUUGCCACACCAACGACGACAAACGCGCCUGGUUCAGCAUCGACUUGGGCGUGUACGUCGUACCUAACGCCUACACCUUGCGGCACGCCCGAGGCUACGGCCGAUCGGCCCUGAGAAACUGGCAUUUCCAGAUGUCGCGCGACGGCGCCAAUUGGACCACGUUGUACACCCACACGCACGACAUGUCGCUGAACGAUCCCGGCAGCACGGGCACCUGGCCCGUCGACGUGUCGCCCGAGGAGACGCAGGGCUGGCGGCACGUUCGCAUCCAGCAGGCGGGCAAGAACGCCUCGGGCCAGACGCACUACUUGAGUUUGUCCGGCUUCGAGAUCUACGGCACGGUGACGGGCGUGUGCGAGGACAUGGGCAAGGCGCACAAGGAGCAGGAGGCCCACAUGCGGAAGCAGAGGCGAUUGCUGAAGUCGCAGUUGUUGAAGCACAUGACCGUCGGCGCCAGGGUCGUUAGAGGAGUCGAUUGGAAGUGGAGGGACCAGGAUGGAAAUCCGCCUGGCGAAGGUACCGUCACUGGGGAGCUUCACAGCGGUUGGAUCGACGUUACGUGGGAUCACGGCGGUUCGAAUUCCUACAGAAUGGGCGCCGAGGGCAAGUACGAUUUGAAAUUGGCCCUGGGCUACGACGUAGAGUCGGCCGCCGCCGCUUCGUCCUCGAAGCAAUCGUCCAGUAACAAGCAAAAGAACGAUAAGGACAAGCAGAGCGUGUUAACCAGCAGAAAGAGCAGUUCCACGCCCAGUCUACCGGAGGCCACGGAAGUCAAAACGUCCGUAGCGUCGACGGAACAGGCCGCCUCGGCGGACAAUCUAGCCGCGAAACAAGCCGCAGAAACGAUAGCCGAAAGCGUGCUAUCGGUAGCCCGAAACGAAGCCCUGGUGGCGGUAACCAGCGAGUCGCAGGCCGCUUCGAACGAAAGCGAACUAUCGGUGGUCGUGCAUCCGUUGCGCGAUCCCCACAACGAUCUCUCUAGCAUUAACAAUUCGUCGGAUUUGGCGACGAUCGUCGAAAGUUUGGCGCUGUGCGACACCGGCCCCUCGACCGCCGGCGAAUCUCAAAAGCCGUCGACGAACUCGAAGUCCAACCGCAAUUCGAAGAUCAGCAAUUCGCAGGCGGCCGCCGCCGCCCAGAGUUUCGUCGAAGCCGUCGAGGCUUUGGACAAGUUCCGCGAGGGAUCCGACAUGCUCAGGAACAACACCAACAAUUUCCUGUCGGCCGAGUUGCUGCAGUCGGCGCUCAAUUUGGGCCAGGGCAGUCAAAUCAACGCGCUGUCGAGCGUAAGGAUUUCGGUGUCUGGGAAUUCCGAAACCGACGAGGAGAAGCCGUCGUUGCGACGGAAAACGGACGCCGCGAAAAACGGCAAUUCUAGUAGUGAUAAAGACGAGGCUGUGACGAAUAGUAAUAACGCUAAAAACAGUAGUAAUAAUACGAUUGUCGUUACGAACCCGAUGAGCGUGAGUGUGCCCAAUUUGACUACGGAAUCGAAUAGCCAGAUCGAACCCACGACAACAGCAGGUCUCUUGGAGACGUUCGCCGCCCUGGCCCGCCGUCGUACAUUGGCUUCGGUGACGGCCUCGAUCGCUUCCAACACGAACACCAACAAUACUCAAAGCACGAACGCGCAGAACAACCAGAACAGCGGCUCGUUGUUCCCGCGUGCGCCCAACUCCGUCUCGAGUCUAGUCCGAUUGGCGUUGUCCAGCAAUUUCCCCAGCGGUUUGCUGAGCACCGCCCAGAGCUAUCCCAGCUUGUCGUCCAGCAACAAUCCCGGCAAUCAGGCGGGCGGCAUUUCGACCACGGCCGGAGCCGUCCAGGGUUUGAGCCAGGCCUUGACGAUGAGCCUGACGUCCACCAGCAGCGAUAGCGAACAGGUGUCUUUGGAAGACUUUUUGGAAUCGUGCAGGGCUCCGACGUUGUUGGCAGAAUUAGACGACGAUGAAGAAAUGGGCGAAGACGAUGAUAACGACGAGGACGAGAACGAAGACGACGCCGAAUACGAGGAGGUUAUGGUAUCGAGAAAUCUUCUAUCGUUUAUGGAGGAAGAAGCUUUCGAGGCUAGACCGACGAAGAGACGUUCCUGGGACGACGAAUUCGUGUUGAAGAGGCAAUUCAGCGCUUUGAUACCGGCUUUCGAUCCUAGACCGGGCAGGACUAAUGUCAAUCAAACGACAGAUCUCGAGGUACCGCCGCCCGGACAAUUCGAGACCUCGUCGGUGUCCGAGCACGAGCUUCUGCCCCAACCGAAGCUGCAAUUGAUGUUGAAGGGUCCUAAUAUGCCCGGCAUUGCGGACGUCGAAAUCGAAUUGACGGAUCGUUCUUGGACUAUCUUCAGGGCUGUUCAAGAACUGAUGCAAAUGACAGAUUUCAAUUCGAAACAAGAGAAAGUUAGACGAAUUUGGGAGCCUACCUAUUUGAUCGUGUACAGGGAAUUGAAAGACGACAACAGCUACGAGACGGAAGACGGGCGGGAGACGCCGGUCGCGACGCAGUACUCGCGGAGCGGCAGCAGUUCCGUGGCCGGUACUACGCUGUCGCCGAGCACGCCCAUACCCGGUACGCCUUCAGUAUCGAAUUGCACCGUCGAGGACGUCCUGCAACUGUUGCGACACCUAUUCGUCAUUACGACGCUGAAAGAGAACGAUUUGAAAAUCUUCGAGACGUCCGACAUACAACCCGACGAGUAUUCCAGCAAGAAAAUCACCAACAAAUUGCUGCAACAAAUUCAGGAUCCCUUGGUGCUGUCGAGUUCGAGCCUACCGGCUUGGUGUGAGGAAUUAAAUCAUUCCUGUCCGUUCCUGUUCCCGUUCGAGACGCGCCAGUUGUACUUCAACUGCACCGCAUUCGGCGCUUCCCGCAGCAUCGUGUGGCUUCAAACCCAACGGGACGUUACGAUGGAAAGGCAAAGGACGCCCGGUUUGUCGCCCCGAAGGGACGAUCCGCACGAAUUUAGGGUCGGCAGGUUGAAACACGAACGGGUGAAAGUUCCUCGAGGCGAGCACCUGCUCGAUUGGGCCAUGCAGGUUAUGAAGAUACACGCCAGCAGAAAGAGCAUACUAGAGGUGGAGUUUGCCGAGGAGGAGGGCACUGGUUUGGGUCCGACACUCGAAUUUUACGCUUUGGUGGCUGCGGAAAUUCAAAGACGCGAUUUGGCGAUGUGGAUUUGCGACGACGAGGCAAUCAGUUUAAACGAACCUAUCGAUUUGGGCGAAGGGAUGAAGCCUCCCGGGUACUACGUUCGAAGGGCUUCGGGUCUAUUCCCUGCACCCCUGCCGCAGAACACUGCUGUAUGCGACAAGGCCGUCAAGUACUUCUAUUUCCUCGGAAUAUUUCUGGCCAAAGUUUUGCAAGACAACAGGCUGGUCGAUCUGCCUUUGAGCGCGAGCUUUUUGAAAUUGAUUUGCCACGGCGAAAUCCAGAACACCGUCAACGAAAGGAUCGGUUUCGCGGGUAUCAAAAAGACCAUCGAAGAGGACAUCAUGACGUCGAGUUUCAUAUCGGAGGAAAGCGAGAAGGAAUUGGAACUCGAUCCGCCUAAGCUAGUGAUGGAGGAGAAACGGCCUUGGUAUAGCAACAUUUUAGGAGAAGAAGACUUGUACAACAUGGACCCAAUUAGAGCUAGUUUCCUGAAGCAAAUUAAGGAAUUGAUUAAACAGAAGCAGAAAAUUUUGCAGGAUCACACGCUUACGCCUGAACAAAGGAACCAUCAAAUACAGAAUCUCUGUUUGAAUCAUUCAUCGGGUCCCGUACUUUUAGAAGAUUUAGCUUUAACGUUCACAUACUUACCUAGUUCGAGCAUUUACGGAUUCUCGGCCGUAGAUUUAGUUCCUAAUGGUGCUGACAUAGAAGUUAAUAUAGAAAAUGUGGAGGAAUACGCCGAAUUGACCAUAUCGUUUUGCUUGGACAAGGGCGUCGCCAGGCAAUUGGAAGCAUUCCACAAAGGUUUUUCGCUAGUGUUUCCUAUGGAAAAAAUGACCGCUUUCAGUCCGGAGGAAGUGCGCGUCAUGCUGUGCGGUGAUCAAAAUCCCGAAUGGACUAUGGAGGAUCUUCUCAACUACACGGAACCCAAGCUCGGCUACACCAAGGAUAGUCCCGGUUUCCUAAGAUUCGUGAACGUGCUGGUAAACAUGUCCUCGGAGGAGAGGAAGGCUUUCUUGCAGUUCACCACCGGUUGCAGCUCUCUACCGCCGGGCGGUCUGGCCAACCUUUAUCCGAGGCUGACCAUCGUGCGCAAGGUGGACGCCGGAGAGGGCUCGUACCCUUCGGUCAACACGUGCGUGCACUAUCUGAAGUUACCGGAUUAUUCGACGGAGGAUAUCCUCCGGCAGCGGUUGCUAGCAGCUACUAAAGAGAAGGGUUUCCAUUUGAAUUGAAGCCGCUCAGUAAAAGCGUACCUUAGUCACACGUUGAUUUGUCUGAAUAUAGAUAUGACGCACUCGAAGCCGCCGCGCUUCACGCUUUUACUUGUUCAAAAUAAAAAUAAUAUAAUAACAUUGAUUUUCGUGCUUGUAUUUAUGUAAGACGGUCAGCGGUUUAAAUUAACGUUGUAUUAUUUCUUUAAGCUACUAUGUGUAAUUUUAGAAACAAAAAAAAACUUAUUGAAAGUACUGAGAAUUUUUGUAUUUACAAUCAGGAAUUAGUAGGGAAUUUUCGAGUACGCAUGGUGUACUUUGUGAAAGUAUAUAUUUCAAAAUUAUGCAUAUAAUAAAAGGAGCAUCUCUUGUUGAAAACAUCGAGUUUGCUAAAUGAUUUUAGGAAGUGAUAUAGAAAAUAUUUAUACAUAUUAUAUAUAAAUAUAAAAAGCGUAAUCGAAUUUAAAAUGAUUAUUUUAGAGGAAAAUUGAGGGGAAGAUUUUGGAAAAAAAUGUCGGGAAAUUCAGCCAAAUAGCUCUGAACGUUGUUAGAAAUCCUCCCACUUUGUUUUCCUCUUUUGGAACUUCGGUUUUUGUAUAUUUUUUACUAUUUCUAUGCGUUGAAAAAUUAUCAAAAAAUGUAUUUAAAUUCAAUAUUAUAAUGUAUCCUAGUUGUUAUCUCGACUCAUAAAUAGAAAUUUUUCAGUACUUCAGGAAUAAUUAUCUUAAUGUAAGCAAAUUGAAAAGAAAAACCAUAUGCCCGUCGACAAUUUUGAUUAUACAAUAACACAAGCAAAUGUCAAAAUUGUCUAAUAAAUAAAAUAUAGUAUAUAUACCUAAUAAAUAUGUUGAAAUGCGGCUUUUGUGGUAUCGAAUGCUUCACUAUUUUCAGCAGAGAACUCUACAUUUAAAAGAUAACAUUAUUAAAGCCAUAUUUCAACUACGUUGCUAAUGCAACAAAUUACACUAAUAGCUAAUCCCUAACAAAUUUGACAUUUGUAACAGAUAAAUGUAUAUAGAAGAAAACGUUAGAUCUACUCAAUUUUGUAUUUUUUCCAAGUUUCCUCUAAAUUCUUGUUUUUAAUAUAGCGGUUAAAAAAUUUGACAAAUACAUUUUUUGUAAUGAAUUACGCGAUGUUGUUAAUUGAAUUCGGUAGUGUCCAGUAAUUCAUAAUGGACAAUUAUCUAAAUCAACGCUUAAAUCAAAUUGAUACGUUAGUGUGAGUAGCAGUUUUAUUUUUGGUUUAUUUUAGAUGGAGUUACAAAUUUGAUUUAUCUUUGAGUUAAGUGGCGGAGAGUUCUUGUUAUACUGGGCAAUUUUAAACAGUUUAUAUAAAUGCGCACUCUAUUUGGGUACUUUUGGUUUACAUUCUUACUUUUGCUUGGAACUACUUUCUGCUACGCUACAUUUAAAUAUUGUAGAGAGAUAUGUCUGUAUGUAAUAGAUGUUAAAUACAUUAUAUCAAUAAAAUCUCUUUAAAUUAA